Messenger RNA from Dreissena polymorpha, 4277 nucleotides. Its product is annotated as ATP-dependent RNA helicase DDX42-like. Bases 91 to 2319 code for a protein of 742 amino acids. Lineage: Eukaryota; Metazoa; Mollusca; Bivalvia; Myida; Dreissenidae. The record is from RefSeq and is a predicted model, not a curated record. Gene Ontology annotation, molecular function: nucleic acid binding; ATP binding; RNA helicase activity. The transcript is spliced from 22 exons.
UCAGCUAGUUUAAUGUAAAUAGCUCUUUAAUAAGGAGGAAGUGUGGAAGACGAAACUGAUAUCAACAAAUAAGUUACCAACGCAGUAGGGAUGUAUAGCGGCGGGGGAGAUGGUAAGCCAAGAGGAUUUGGCUUUGGAGGCUUUUCUAUCAACAAAUCCGAUGGAGGAAGUGUUGGUGGAGAUGGAAUAUCAAGGAUGGGUAGCUCUAGUGGUCAAAGAACAUUGCAGCCUGGUAGAACCAUGGGGUACAAGCUGAAAUUUGGAAGAAGCAGAGUGACUGAUGAUGAUGACUAUUUUGAUGAUGACCAUGAGGAGGUGAAUAAUUCUAAUAAUGAGGCAUACCAGCCGGCCCCAGGCAGCCCUGGAGCUGACAAAGGCAGAGACGGGGACAGUGACAGCGACGACCCUCUCGAUGCAUUCAUGGCAAAUAUAGAGAAAGAAGUUGAGGAAGACUCAAAACCAGCUAAGAAGGAGAAAAAGAAAGAAGACAAAGGUGUGAGAGACGACAUUGAGCAGGAGGACGUAGAGGAGGCGUACUAUCGGUACAUGGAGGAGAACCCCAUGGCGGGAGUGCUGGCUGACGAGGCUGAGGAACUCAACGUGGAGUACGAUAACGAGGGGAAUAUCGUGUAUGUUGCUAAGGAUAAGGUUAUAGAUCCACUACCACCGCUCGAUCAUUCGGAUAUCGACUAUGAACAGUUUGAACGAAACUUCUACGAACCACACCCAGAUAUACAAAAACUUUCUGAACAAGAUGUGAAUGAACUAAGAAGCAAACUAGACAUUAGGGUAUCUGGACUUGCCCCACCCAGACCAGUGUGCAGUUUCGCCCAUUUCGGUUUUGACGACGCCCUUGUGGAAGCCAUCAGAAAGUCAGAGUACUCCCAACCCACACCUAUCCAGGCACAGGGUAUACCAAUAGCCUUAUCAGGUAGAGACAUCAUCGGCAUUGCCAAAACAGGAAGUGGUAAAACUGCAGCGUUUGUUUGGCCAUUGCUCAUCCAUAUUAUGGCACAGAAAGAACUGGAGAAAGGAGAUGGGCCCAUUGGUCUGAUUCUGGCUCCAACUAGAGAACUGUCUCAGCAGAUAUACCAAGAAUGCAAGAGAUUUGGCAAGGUGUACAACAUCAACACAGUGUGUGCGUACGGAGGGGGCAGCAUGUGGGAACAGCAAAAGGCCUGCCAAGAUGGGGCUGAGAUUAUAGUGGCUACACCUGGGCGGUUAAUAGAUCUGAUAAAGAAAAAGUCUACAAAUCUGAAAAGGGUUACAUUCCUGGUGUAUGAUGAGGCAGACAGAAUGUUUGACAUGGGCUUUGAGGCCCAAGUGCGUUCAAUUGCAGAUCAUGUCAGACCUGACAGACAGACAUUGCUGUUUAGUGCAACAUUCAGGCGAAAAGUAGAGAAACUUGCUCGAGACAUUCUGGCUGAUCCCAUUCGUGUUGUGCAGGGGGAGGCAGGAGUGGCUAAUGAAGAUGUGACUCAGAUGGUAGAGGUAUUACCGCCAGGGCCUGCCAAAUGGACAUGGCUUGUGAAGCGUCUCGUUGAAAUGACAACUUUGGGCAGUGUGCUAAUAUUUGUGACCCGUAAGGCAAACUCGGAAGAACUGGCAGCCAAUCUCAGGAGUAGAGACUUCAAAGUUCUGUUGUUACACGGAGACAUGAGCCAGAUGGAGAGAAAUGAAGUGAUCCACUCAUUCAAGAAGAAGGAGGUCCCCAUACUUGUGGCAACUGACGUGGCUGCCAGAGGUCUUGACAUUCCUUCAAUUAAGACGGUUGUGAAUUACGACGUGGCGAGAGACAUCGAUACGCACACACACAGAGUUGGCAGAACGGGGCGCGCAGGUGAGAAGGGGUUUGCCUUCACGCUAGUUACAGAGAAGGAUCGAGAGUUUGCAGGUGCCCUUGUGCGUAACUUAGAGGCGGCAAACCAACACGUCCCUCAGCCAUUAUUAGAUCUGGCUAUGCAGUGUCCAUGGUUCCGGAAGACUCGUGUUCAGCAGAGCAAGGGGAAGCGACUAAUGGCCGUGCCUGGAGGAUCUCUAGGGCAGAAAGAACGCCCAGGCCUUGGGGCCGAGACUAGCACAAGGGUGCAAGACUCCACAAGUUUCUCGUCCUAUCGAGCAGGGUCAGCACUGGGAGGGAGAGGACCACAGUCAGACAGAAUGGCUGCAAUGAAAACUGCCUUUUCUGCCCAGUACAAGACAAACUUUAUAGCGGCUACCGACUCUGCCCCUAAAUCCAUCCCGAUCGGAAUUCAUGAGCCAGAGAACCCUGAUUCACACCAUGAUGCAAAACGAAGAAAAAAGUCGCGCUGGGAUUAAAAGAUUUUUGUAUAUCAUUGACACUACUUUGCUGUCUGAGUUAUUCUGAGCAUAAAGCAUUCUUAGGUGUAGUACCUCUUUUCAGCUGUAUUUCCCCCUGUCCAAUGGCAACUGUUAUUUACUUGUAUUUAACUUUGGGGAAUGUGUAUGAAAAAGAGUUUUUUUAAUAUCUUGGAGUGGGAUGCGGAAUGUACUUAGAUAGCUGUAGGAUUUUAAAAAUUCAUUCAUAAAUUAGCAUUGUAUACUUAAUUAAAAAAAUUGUUAAUGUGUUAGUUAAAUAAUGUUGUUCAUUGCAAAUAGUUGAUGAUACAGAGAAUUUCACUCCCAAGUUUGUGUUCUGUAAUUUGUACCUCUGUAAACAUUUUAAAUGUCAGUUUAUUCGGAAUUGUUGAGACCUCAUGCAAGUCUUUUUGAGCAAUGUUAAAUCAAUGAAGUUAAACUUUGCAAACAUCUCAACAGAUCAUUCCUUAACCUUGUUAGGUUAUCACUGAUAUAGGAAAAAAUUAUCACUGAUUACUUAUCAUUCAUUGUAUGUCAUGAGUAAUCCAUAGUGGAAGCAUCUAUUUUGUUCACAUUUCAGUUCUUGUUUACACGUUAUAUGCUUAUGGUAUGAACUGUUAACCAUUUGGAAACCACCACUUGUAAAAAGCCUCAUAAAUAAGGGUUCAUACUCAAACGAGCUCCCUUGGGAAUACCUAGGCAUUCCAGUAAAUCAUGCAUUGGUGAGCAAUUUUAUGAAUAGUUACUUUUGCAUAAAAAGGUUUUCAAUGUUUGAAACUAUAAUAGUUGGAUUAAAGAGUACUAUUCUUAUUUUUGCAUAUAGAAUAAGUUUGAUGAUGUUGAAUAGAACAUUUUAUCUUAACCCUUUGCAUGCUGGGAAAUUUGUCGUCUGCUAAAAUGUUGUCUGCUGAAUUUGUAAAAUAAGCAUUUUCUUCAUUUUUUUUCAAAGAAUACUAUCAGAAUAGCAAACAGUUUGGAUCCAGAUGAGACGCCACGUUCUGUGGCGUCUCAUCUGGAUCCAAACUGUUUGCAAAGGCCUUUAAAAUUCGGUUCCCGCACUGAAAGGGUAAAUUUCUGUUUGGAGCCUUGUUCAUAUGAACCCAUCGUUUAUGUUUAAUUGUAUGUGUAUGAAAGUCACUUUGACUGCCUUGAUACUUAAAGGUAAAAAAAGUACAAAUGUAGUAAAAUGUUCUCAAGUUCUGUACAUUUUUUAUACCAAUUGGUGAAAACACCCAUAUUUUGGAAAUGCCAGAUUCAAGCUGGCUUCAGGAGGAAAAGACUUUGUCCAAAGCAUAACUCUGUCCACCACAGAUGAAUUUGUAUACAACUCGGCAAAAGUGAUUACCUUGAGUAGAAGAAUUGUCCCUUACAUGAAUCAGGCCUCAAAGGUCAUGGUCAUCUGUAAAGGUCAAAUGUAAUUUUUACCAGGGCACCUUGUCUUGAACAUUGCCUAUGGGCUGGUUUUGCAGCUGUGAAUAGCAUGUUGGGCCAGGUUCUCAAAAACGAUUUAAGCUGGAAAGUCAUAGGUCAUGGUCAUCCAUAAUGGUCAAAUGUCGUUUUAACCAGGGCUAGUUGUCUGCAACAUUACAAAGGCCCAUUGGCUGGUAUUGCAGCUGGGAUUAUCAUGUUGGGCCAGUUUCUGGCACAAGAUUUAUGCUGGAAAGUCAAAGGUCAAGCUCACAAUUCAAGGUUAAAUGAUGGUAUAUGUUUAUGCAUACUGUUUGUUUAUGCAUUUAGGUAUCAGUUGUUUGCUGUAUGAUUAAAGCAAAAUGUUACUAGUUCAUGUAUGUUUUAUCUUGAACUUUGUUUUUUUCAAUGUCAUUCAUCUAAAUAAAACAUAAACUGUGUGUAAACUGUUUUAGUACAUUGAAUGUGCUGUAAAUGUUCUUAGAUGUGUAUAGAUUUAAUUGGGAAGUUACUGCAGAUGUAAUAAUUGUGGUAAUAAAAUGUAAAAGUUU